AGGGCGGCAGCGCCGAGCCCGGGGAGGGAGCGCGAGCCGCAGUGUCCCCCCGCGCGCCCGCCUCCGCCUCCUGCGCGCAGAGGAGCAGCCCUUGGGGGGCAGGGAGGGGGGCGCAGAAGCGGCCCGGGGCGGGGGGGCUGGCUGCCGGACCGGCCUGGAUGCACCCUCUCCAGCCCGACGAGGAUGUGAGCGCGGCCAGCGCGUGCAGGUGUUGACACCCAUCCAGAGGCACUGUGAAUUUCGCUGAGCCGGGGGGAAGAGGCAAUCCGGCCUCUGCCCACCAUCAGCAUGAAUCCCGGCCCUGGAAUGUCUCUUGUCCCUCUUGUCAAUCUCCUCAUCGUGCUGCUGAUCGGCUGUACUGCAGAAAGUCCCCCAGUAUUCAUCAAGACUCCUGUGGACCAGAUCGGGGUCUCGGGAGGGGUGGCUUCCUUUGUGUGCCAAGCUACCGGAGACCCGAAGCCCCGUGUGACCUGGAACAAGAAAGGAAAGAAGGUGAAUUCACAGCGGUUUGAGACAAUCGAAUUUGAUGAUGGAGCCGGUGCCGUCCUACGGAUCCAGCCCCUCCGCACCCCCAGGGACGAGAACAUUUAUGAAUGCAUUGCCCAGAAUUCUGUUACCGAAAUCACAGUCACGGCCAAACUCACUGUCCUGAGAGAGGACCAGCUCCCCCCUGGCUUUCCAAACAUCGACAUGGGCCCCCAGCUGAAAGUGGUGGAACGGACAAGGACGGCAACCAUGCUGUGCGCAGCUAGUGGAAACCCGGACCCCGAGAUCACGUGGUUUAAGGACUUCCUGCCCGUCCACCCCAGUGCUAGCAAUGGAAGGAUAAAGCAGCUAAGAUCAGGUGGCCUGCAGAUCGAAAGCAGCGAAGAGACCGAUCAAGGGAAAUACGAGUGCGUGGCUAGCAACAGCGCCGGGGUGCGAUACUCAUCGCCCGCAAACCUAUAUGUGAGAGAGCUACGAGAAGUUCGCCGUGUGGCCCCUCGUUUUUCCAUCCUGCCCGUCAGCCACGAAAUAAUGCCCGGGGGCAACGUAAACAUCACCUGCGUGGCCGUUGGCUCACCCAUGCCAUACGUGAAAUGGAUGCAAGGUGCAGAAGACUUGACCCCAGAGGACGACAUGCCAGUUGGCCGGAACGUUCUGGAGCUAACGGACGUGAAGGACUCCGCCAACUACACUUGCGUGGCCAUGUCUAGCCUGGGAGUCAUUGAAGCUGUCGCACAGAUAACUGUGAAAUCGCUCCCCAAGGCACCGGGGACUCCCGUGGUGACCGAGACCACCGCAACCAGCAUCACAAUCACGUGGGACUCGGGGAAUCCCGAUCCCGUGUCUUACUACGUCAUUGAGUACAAAUCAAAGAGCCAGGAUGGUCCGUACCAAAUCAAAGAGGACAUCACUACCACACGCUACAGUAUCGGGGGGCUCAGCCCCAACUCAGAAUAUGAGAUUUGGGUGUCGGCCGUGAACACUAUCGGGCAGGGCCCCCCAAGCGAACCUGUAGUGACCAGAACUGGAGAACAGGCCCCGGCUAGCGCCCCCCGGAAUGUUCAAGGUCGAAUGCUGAGUUCCUCCACCAUGAUCAUCCAGUGGGAUGAACCCGAGGAACCGAACGGGCAGAUCCGAGGCUACCGGGUCUACUACACCAUGGAGCCGGAUCAGCCUGUCAGUAACUGGCAGAAACAUAACGUGGACGACAGCCUCCUGACUACAGUGAGCAGCCUUCUGGAGGGGGAAACGUACACCGUGCGAGUCUUGGCUUUCACUUCGGUAGGAGAUGGGCCUCUCUCAGAUCCCAUCCAGGUGAAAACACAGCAAGGAGUUCCUGGACAACCAAUGAAUUUCCGAGCAGAAGCCAAAUCUGAGAGUACUAUUUUGUUGACAUGGAGUCCUCCCCGCCAGGAUAUGAUUGUGAAGUACGAGCUUGUGUACAAAGGGGAGACCCAGAAGGAGGUUUCGAAGACCUUUGACCCCACAUCUUCGUUCACUGUGCGAGACCUGAAACCCAACACAGAGUAUAUCUUCCAGCUGGCCGCUCGCUCGGCUUUGGGCCUUGGGGCCUACACCCCGGAGGUCAGGGAGCGCACCCUGCAGUCUAAACCGUCUGCCCCCCCUCAAGACAUAAAAUGCGUCAGCGUCAGAUCCACGGCCAUUCUGGUAAGUUGGCGGCCUCCUCCGGCCGAAAGCCAAAAUGGAGUCUUGGAUGGAUAUAGCGUCCGCUAUCGAGCCCUGGACUCGGAGGACACAGAACCGCGAGAGGUGAACGACAUUGCCCCAGCGACCAAUCAGAUCCUCCUGGAAUCGUUGGAGAAGUGGACAGAAUAUCGCAUCACCGUCACAGCGCAUACGAAGGUGGGGCCAGGCCCUGAAAGCGCACCGGUCAUCAUUCGUACCGACGAAGAUGUGCCUAGUGCCCCACCUCGCAAGGUGGAAGUGGAGGUUCUGAAUUCGACUGCCAUCCAAGUGUUCUGGCGUUCACCCAUCCAGAACCGCCAGCACGGGCAGAUACGCGGCUACCAAGUCCACUACGUGUGGAUGGAGAAUGGAGAGGCCAAGGGCUUGCCCCAGAUCAAGGAUGUGAUGCUGGCUGACGCUCAGUGGGAAACCGAUGACACUGCGGAAUAUGAAAUGGUCAUUGCUGGGUUACAGCCAGAGACAGCCUACUCCAUUACAGUAGCUGCGUAUACCAUGAAAGGGGACGGUGCCCGUAGCAAACCCAAGCUGGUUGUGACAAAGGGGGCAGUCCCAGGAAAGCCAAUCCUGUCUGUCCACCAGACUCAGGAAAAUACCCUCCUUGUAAAAUGGGAACCUCCCUUGGAUGCCGAAGGCCAGGUGCUGGGGUACCGCCUGCAGUUCGGGCGCAAGGACAUUGAUCCCUUGGCCACUUUGGAGUUCACCGCCGAGGAGGAUAAGUACACCGCCACUAACAUCCACAAGGGUGCCACGUACGUGUUCAAGCUGGCCGUGAAAAGCCGGGCUGGUUUCGGAGAGGAAGACCUGCAGGAGCUCACCAUCCCAGAAGACGUACCAAAAGGGUACCCCCAAAUCCUCGAGGCCAGCAACAUCAGCUCCAGAUCGCUACAGUUCAACUGGUUGCCCCCUGUCUUGGCCGAGAGAAAUGGGGCGAUCGUCAAGUACACCGUGGCCUUCCGGGAGGCCGGGUCUUCCGGCAACCCACAGGAAAAAGAACUCCCCCCGUCUCCCGAGAAUUCAUACAUGUUGAACGGCCUCAAGCCCAACACCGCCUAUGAUGUUAAAAUCCGAGCCCACACCAGUAAAGGCCCCGGGCCAUUCAGCCCAACUGUCCAAUACCGGACGUUCCUUCUGGAUCAAGUUCUUCCCAAAAACUUCAAAGUGAAGAUGGUCACCAAGUCGUCGGUUCUCCUGGGAUGGGAGUUCCCCGAGAAUUACAACUCUCCAAUUCCGUACAGGAUCCAGUACGACAACGGUGGCAAAGACAUCGAGGUGGAUGGCCGGGCAACCAAAAAGCUAAUCGUAAACUUGAAGCCCCAGACUCACUACCGGUUCAUCCUGACCAACCGCGGGAAUACCAUGGGGGGUCUCCAGCAAAAUGUGGAUGCCCGGACCGCAGCCAACCUGUUGAGCAAGAAGCCGGAGGUGACCUUUGGUCACGAUAUGGACGGCAACGUGAUGGUGAACCUGGUGGACGCAAAGAGCUCGGACUCUUCUGUGCAGGCUUAUUACGUUGUGGUGGUCCCUUUAAAGAAAUCCAGGAGCGGGCAGUUCCAGAACCCAUUCAACAGUCCGGAAGAAAUGGACUUGGAAGAGUUGAUCCAGGACAUCUCACGACUGCAGCGCCGCAGCCUCCGUCACUCCCGUCAACUGGACCUCCACAAACCAUACAUCACCGCCCGCUUUCUCUCCCUGCCCAACUUCUUCACCCUCGGGGACUUGAAGCAUUACGACGGAUUUGAGAACAAGGCCCUGGAGGCUGGGCAGAAGUAUGUCGUUUUCGUCUUGGCGGUGCUGCGGAACGCUGAAGCUACAUACGCAGCCAGCCCCUUCUCGAACCCUUUCCAGAUAGACAACCCUGACCCACAGCCCAAGAUUGAUGGAGAGGAAGGCUUGAUCUGGGUGAUCGGGCCGGUCCUGGCGGUGGUCUUCAUCAUUUGCAUUGUCAUCGCCAUCCUUCUGUACAAAAACAAGCCAGACAGUAAACGAAAAGACUCUGAGCCAAGGAUCAAGUGCAUGCUGAACACCGUAGAGAUCGCUUCCCCACCACAUGAUCCCGUGGAGAUGAGGCUUAUCAAUUUCCAGAAGCUAGGUAUGCUCAACCACCCACCAAUCCCAAUUUCAGAAUUGGCAGACCAUACCGAGCAUCUCAAAGCCAAUGACAACCUGAAGCUCUCUCAGGAGUAUGAGUCCAUUGACCCUGGUCAGCAGUUCACCUGGGAGCUCUCCAACCUGGAAGUGAACAAGCCCAAGAACCGGUAUGCCAACGUGAUCGCCUACGACCAUUCCCGGGUCAUUCUGCUGCCCAUUGAAGGGAUUGUGGGCAGCGACUACAUCAACGCCAACUACAUUGACGGCUACCGGAAGCAAAAUGCCUACAUCGCCACGCAGGGGCCCCUGCCAGAGACCUUCGGGGACUUCUGGCGUAUGGUGUGGGAACAGCGGUCUGCUACAGUCGUGAUGAUGACCAAGCUGGAGGAGAAAUCAAGGAUAAAAUGUGACCAGUACUGGCCAGGCCGGGGCACAGAGACGUAUGGCAUGAUCCAGGUCACCUUGCUAGAUACCAUCGAGCUGGCCACGUUCUGUGUCCGGACGUUCUCCCUUCACAAGAACGGCUCCAGUGAGAAACGUGAGGUCCGCCAGUUCCAGUUCACAGCCUGGCCGGAUCACGGUGUCCCUGAGUACCCAACCCCCUUCCUGGCCUUCCUCAGAAGAGUGAAAACCUGCAACCCUCCUGAUGCUGGCCCCAUCGUGGUGCACUGCAGUGCGGGGGUUGGCCGAACAGGCUGUUUCAUAGUGAUCGACGCCAUGUUGGAGAGGAUAAAACAUGAGAAGACUGUGGACAUUUACGGGCACGUGACUCUCAUGCGGUCGCAGAGGAACUACAUGGUACAGACGGAGGACCAGUACAGCUUCAUACAUGACUCCUUGCUAGAAGCUGUCGCUUGCGGAAACACAGAAGUCCCCGCUCGGAAUCUGUAUACAUACAUCCAGAAGUUGGCACAGAUCGAAGUUGGGGAACACGUCACAGGCAUGGAGCUGGAGUUCAAGAGACUUGCCAACUCCAAAGCCCACACUUCAAGGUUCAUCAGCGCCAACCUCCCAUGCAACAAGUUCAAGAACCGCCUUGUUAAUAUUAUGCCAUACGAGACCACGCGGGUCUGCCUCCAGCCUAUCCGGGGAGUUGAAGGCUCUGACUACAUCAAUGCCAGCUUUAUCGAUGGAUACAGGCAACAAAAAGCAUACAUCGCCACCCAAGGGCCAUUGGCAGAAACCACAGAGGACUUCUGGCGCAUGCUCUGGGAGAACAAUUCUACCAUUGUGGUGAUGUUGACCAAACUUCGAGAGAUGGGUCGGGAAAAGUGCCAUCAGUACUGGCCAGCAGAGCGGUCUGCAAGAUACCAAUACUUCGUGGUGGACCCCAUGGCCGAGUACAACAUGCCUCAGUACAUCCUUCGGGAGUUCAAGGUCACUGAUGCCAGGGACGGGCAGUCACGGACCGUCCGCCAGUUCCAGUUCACCGACUGGCCGGAGCAAGGCGUGCCAAAAUCCGGGGAAGGCUUUAUCGACUUCAUUGGGCAGGUACACAAAACCAAGGAGCAGUUUGGACAAGACGGCCCAAUUUCUGUCCACUGCAGCGCGGGCGUAGGAAGGACUGGGGUUUUCAUCACGUUGAGCAUCGUCCUGGAAAGGAUGCGCUACGAGGGAGUGGUGGACAUUUUCCAGACGGUGAAGAUGCUGCGGACACAAAGGCCCGCCAUGGUGCAGACGGAGGACGAAUAUCAGUUCUGUUAUCAAGCAGCACUGGAAUACCUGGGCAGUUUUGAUCACUAUGCAACAUAAAACAAACAAACACACACAUACACACACACACAAAAAAAGCCAUCCAUCUUGCGGACUCUUUACCACUUAAAGUCCCGGAAGGCCCCUUCCCAACUGGAGAGGUGAGCUUGACCUUUUUAAAACAAAAAAACCCCCACAAAAACUGAAACCAGAAGAACUUUUCCUUUUUUUUUAUUUUUGUUUUCCAUUUCGGACGCUCCAGUGGGGGAAAAGAGGAGCAAGCCAGGAGGCAGCAGAGGGGAAAAAAUAUACUCCCCCCCCCUUCGCUCCGUGGCUUCGGGACCCCCGUGCAUCUGAUUUGGGUUGUUGUUGUUUUUAAGACCCUGGACCGCAAAGCAGGAGAGGGGGGUGCGGCUCGGGAAGAAGAUUCCUUUUUAAGUGGCGAACUCGUUCUUACCUCAUUUGGUGUUCGCGGUGCAGAAGCAACGGCAGCGCUUGGACGGCACAGAACUAAUCCAAACACUUAACAAAAACUUUUUUUGUAAAAAAAAAUUAAAACAAGAAGAUACCCUUGAGCCCCGCGCCACACGCACACCACGGAAAACAGCAGCCUGGUUUGGAAGAAGCGCCGAGAGAGGCUGGAGAAAGAUCACGGAAGAAAGGAUUGGACCAAGGCAAUUAAGAGAUUGUUGUAGGCUUCAGUUUACAUACUAAUCUAGUUGAAAAAAACUUUACAGGAAGUCACUCGCGGGUGUGCCAAAGGUCGGGGUGGGGAGACACACAAACAGGAACGCAGUGAAUAAUUUCAUCCAAAACAGAACGCAUCAUGCCAGAGUCAUACAGGUGAAAUCUCUGUCCUUCCACCGGACUCAGGGAGUUUUUGCCACAAUGCAAAAGCCGAUGGGUCUCUCCCCCCCCCCCCCUCCAUUUUCAUAGCUCAUCUUUUCAGCGCUUGGAACAUUCCUCAUGUAUUCUGAUUCCUCAUUUUCUAUUUCAGAAAGCAAAACCACCAUGCAAUAAGGAGCCUCUCGGGACCCGAACACAGGCUCUCUAAAACGGGGGAGGGGCGUCCUCUCUUCUUCUUUUUUCUACAUGACCCUCCACCCCCCCACCCCCCGAACCUCCCUGUGUUUAGAUCAUUUUGGUUCAUUCCCACCUACCUCCCCUUUUCAGACGUGAGGUACGAAACAUGUUUUGUUUUUAACGAAAGGAAUCCUCCCCUCUGUUGGUUCCAUUUGCACAUCAAAAUUAACUUUUCCCAACAAGGUGUUUUAGUGGGUGUGUCCCUCCCCCAAUGCCAAAGAGAAAAAUGGCAGAUUUUUGAGAGAGCCCCGUGUGGGGUGGGGUGGGGUGGGGGCACUCAACAAGGGGAGGUUAUCUACUGCAGGCAGGAUUAGACCGAGACAAGAGAAAGGGCCAGAAGAAAAAACCUGGAAGCGGCGUUCUUUAAAGCUAUCAAUGUAACUUAGCAAGUGACAUUAAUUUUUUUUUUGCUUUUUUUAAAUAGUGUAUUUUUUUUCCUUUUUUAAACUAUGUAAAAAAAUUUACAAAAGAUAUCAGUCGAUGAAUUUACAAAAAAAAAUUACUUAUUUGUUCAUAUUCUGUUCAAAGACAAGUCUAUUUUUUCACUGUAGAAAUGUUACGUGUAAUGGCUGUGGUACAUGAGAGACGUGUCAUGCGGAAAAAUGCUACUUUACAUAACUGCUUUUUUUUUUACCAUUUAAAAGAAGUUUAACCUGCUCAUGUAUGAACAACAACAACAAAAAUGUUGCUGCUUUUAAUAUUCCUUUUUCUCCCUUUCAAGAGCACAUAUCAAGCCUUUGAAAGGGCGUCAGGUUAGAGGAGUCAGUGUGGGAAGGGUCCCUUCGUUUCUCCUCGGGCUACCACGUUUGUUCUUCAAGGGACCACCGGCAAGAGGGGAGGUUCAAUUUAGAAGCCCGCAUCUUAUUCGAAAGACUGGCAUUUGGGACCCAAGCCAGAAAGCGGAGGACCGGAAGUACAGGGCUGUGGUGGCACCCCCUGGGGAAAACUUGUCAGGAAGGUGGGCUAGCCCAGAAGGUUCUCCCAUAGCCAAGUACGAGCUCACACAGCUUCCACCCAGCCACUCUGAACGUGGCCAACCUGCCCCGUGGGAUCACAUCGGUCCCUCCUCCAAGAAACACCCGAUUUAUUACGGGCUUAUGAGGCGCCCAUCUGUGGCUGGAAUGCUGGGCUCCAUGUGGCGGGCCAGGAUUUGUGGGGCCUUGGCCAGGAGCUUUCGGAUCAAGCAGCACGUUAUGUUUUCUGCCCUGUUUGGGCACGUGGGGAAAACGUUUUCUCUUCCAAAUGUAGCUUUUUCGAGGAAGGGGAACGGCAAGAGUAGCUCCGAGACUCUUUCCCAGCGGCUAAAAAUCACCCCCAAAUAGGGGGCAGAGGAAGAAGGCUAGUGGGAGGGCGACAGCAGGAAAGGUUCGUGCUCCCUCCUUUACAGAAGCAGCGGAAACAUAACACGCCGUUUGAUCUUCCAGUUUGGAUGUACAAAACCAAGGUUUGAAACCCCGCUCAGCCUUGAGAUUACUGGGUGGCCCCAGGCCAGUCACUUCUUUCAGCCUUCCCUACCUCACAGAGCUGUUGUGAGGAUAAAAUGUGACCCUCUGUGCCCCCCCCCCCGCCCCCCAAGUUCUUCUGAGGAAAAUAUGGUGGGGGGCAGAGGGCUGGCUUUAUUUGUACCCCAUUCCCUCGCCCACAGUGCAUUUUCUGGGAUACAGGUGACCCCACCUCUGGCAAUAUAAAUGGUACUAAAAGUGCCCCAGAAAGGGGCCAUUGAUUUAUACCACUCCUCACUUUUAUUACUUUCCAGAGGGGAUUCGUAUAACUGGGGGAGAGGGCAGAGUGAACCCCCCCCCCUCCAUGAUUACUCAAAACACACCAACCGGUUCUUUAGGUACGAAGUAGAGAAAGGUCAGUGCUUGAGAGGUGGUUGAGUAGGCGGGGGGUGGGUGUCGCAAAGCGUCUUCGUUUUCCCUUUUUAAUUUUUCUUUUUUUUCUCCCCCCUUUGUAUGAAAGCAAGGCCCCUGUUGCUCUCACGCUGUUAUUUCCAAACCAACCAGUUAAAAGUGGUUACUCCGACCACAGUGUAUGUAGAUAUAUAUAUUGACUUUGUAUUAAAGGAAGAUUGUCUGAAAAAAACAAAA
This is a messenger RNA of Sphaerodactylus townsendi, 9146 nucleotides long. RefSeq names its product protein tyrosine phosphatase receptor type S (gene PTPRS). Gene Ontology annotation, molecular function: protein binding; protein tyrosine phosphatase activity. Gene Ontology annotation, biological process: protein dephosphorylation. NCBI's taxonomy places the organism in Eukaryota, Metazoa, Chordata, Lepidosauria, Squamata, Sphaerodactylidae. The record is from RefSeq and is a predicted model, not a curated record.